This is a messenger RNA of Leptinotarsa decemlineata (Colorado potato beetle), 2205 nucleotides long. RefSeq names its product septin-2. Lineage: Eukaryota; Metazoa; Arthropoda; Insecta; Coleoptera; Chrysomelidae. Gene Ontology annotation, molecular function: GTP binding. The record is from RefSeq and is a predicted model, not a curated record.
AGUCAACUGAAUACUGAAUGAAUUGUGUCAAAAAACGGUUUUAUUAUUUUUAUUUUUGUGUGGUCUUCACGUUGUUUAUGAAAGUUUAAACAAUUCUGUCGUAAUACAUUCCAAUUUAACAGUGCUUCGUUAAAUUCCAGGCACUUUAACAUAGAAAUUUAAUCUAUUCAUAAUGGCACCAGUGGACGUUGAUUCACCCCCAAUUGAAAUCCGUUUGAGAAAUUUGACCCUCUCUGGUCAUGUAGGAUUUGAUAGUUUACCAGAUCAAUUGGUUUCUAAGAGUGUCCAAAAUGGAUUCAUCUUCAAUAUCAUGUGCAUUGGUGAAACCGGACUAGGAAAAUCUACUUUGAUGGAUUCUCUCUUCAAUACUGAUUUUGAAUCCACACCCAGCCCCCACAGCUUGGAUUCAGUUCAAUUAAAAGCUCACACUUAUGAACUGCUGGAGAGCCAAGUUCGUUUAAAGCUCACUGUUGUCGACACUGUGGGCUACGGAGAUCAAAUUAACAAAGAAGACAGUUUCUCUGCGAUUGUGGACUACAUAGAUGCUCAGUUUGAGUACUACCUUCAAGAGGAGUUGAAAAUAAAAAGAUCACUGUCUACAUAUCAUGACUCUCGAAUUCAUGUGUGCCUUUAUUUCAUCAGUCCCACAGGGCAUGGCCUGAAAUCUAUCGACUUAGUUUGUAUGAAGCAACUAGAUCAGAAGGUGAACAUUAUUCCCAUAAUUGCAAAGGCCGAUACAAUUUCCAAAACGGAACUCCAGAAAUUCAAAUCGAAAAUAAUUACAGAGUUGAAGAAUAAUGGGGUGUCGAUUUACCAAUUUCCAGUUGAUGAUGAGUCUGUUUCAGAAAUCAAUGCAACUAUGAAUUCACACAUUCCAUUUGCUGUGAUCGGAAGUACUGAUUUCAUCAAAGUAGGGAACAAAAUGGUCAGAGCAAGGCAAUAUCCAUGGGGUACUGUGCAGGUUGAGAACGAGAGCCAUUGUGAAUUUGGACAACUGAGAGAGAUGCUCAUCCGCACCAACAUGGAGGAUAUGCGCGAAAAAACGCAUUGCAACCUUUACGAACUCUACAGGAAAAGGAGACUGGAGCAAAUGGGAUUCAGUGACGUAGACGAAAAUCACAAGCCGGUGAGUUUUCAGCAGACAUUUGAAACGAAAAGGUCCACUCACCUGCAAGAACUGCAACAAAACGAGGAGGAAAUAAGGCAGAUGUUUGUGGCGAGAGUGAAAGGGAAGGAGGGCGAGUUGAAAGAAGCAGAAAAGGAACUACAUGCAAAGUUUGAUAAGCUGAAGAAGGCCCAUGCUGAGGAAAAGAAGAAGAUCGAGGACUCAUCCAGAAAAUUGGAGGAUGAAAUUUUAGAGUUCAACAGAAGGAAGGCUCAGUAUCAGCAAAUGGGUCACCAUACUUUGACUCUAGGUAAAACCAAAAAGAAGUAAUGGACUGUGAAGCGACUUAAGACUAUAUUUUUAUAUAUAUUUUUUUCAAUAUUUUAUAUUUUCAGCACUAGAAUAAUAUUUACUUUUUUCAAAGAUCUGAUAUUUUUAUACUCUAUGCUUAUACCGAGAUUUUUGUAUCAAAAAGAAACACACUUCAUUUCCUAUAAUCAAAAUUUUGUUUUCGGUAUUUUGGAGUUGUUCAAAAUAUUACUCAACUACUCAACUUAUUUGAAAUAUUUUGAUUACAAAAUGUAAUAUAAGUUACAUUACAUGAUAAUGAAGGAAUGAAAAAACCUACUAAAACCAAAAGAAAAUCAAAUUUGAUAAAAAGUCAACAAAGAAGUUCCAAAUGAUCUCAGAUGCUGACCCCAUCUAAGUGCAACAACCUCAUCCAUCUAUGGGGAUGUUAUUUAGAUCUGAUCCAUAGACAUGAUAAUAUAUGUACUAUGCAUGAUGACACUUACAUAUAUUCUAUUCAGCAUCUGUGUCACAGUGUCACUGUGUCACAGUAUCAUGUGAUAAGUCAGAUCCCACAAUUUUCACUUGGAAAUAUGCAACACGUAAAACAUCGUGACAAUGUAUCUGACGUUGAGUAUAUGAAUGACGUGAAUGCCAAGACGUGAAUGUCUUCUUUCUGUAGUAGUUGGACUCUAUGUUCUCUCUUCAUUGGUCAGUCCAUAUUUACUAUUACGUCACUGAUCUGAUCGUAUCGCUGCGCCUCUAGAACAGCAAAUAUGGAACUGGAGUUGUCUAAAGCUUCAGAACGUAUU